AUGCCUCAUCGCACCAUCCACCUUUUCCGCAAGGGGCUUCGGCUUCACGACAACCCCACGCUGCUGGCUGCGCUGGAGUCCUCGGAGGCCGUGUACCCCAUCUACAUCCUGGACAGGCCCUUCAUGACGUCCGUGAUGAACAUAGGGGCUCUGCGCUGGCAUUUUCUGCUGCAAUCCCUGGAGAAUCUGCAAAAAAACUUGUUACAGCUGGGCUCUUGCUUACUGGUUAUUCAAGGAGAGUACGAGUCUGUCCUUCGAGAUCAUGUCAAGAAGUGGAACAUCACGCAGGUGACUCUGGAUGCGGAGGUGGAGCCGUUUUACAAAGAGAUGGAGGCCAAAAUACGAAGUCUAGGGGAAGAGUUGGGAUUCAAAGUGCUUUCUUUGAUCAGCCACAGUCUUUAUGAUGCCCAACGGAUUUUGGACCUGAACGGUGGGACUCCCCCAUUAACGUACAAGCGGUUUCUCCACGUUCUCUCUCUGCUUGGGGACCCCGAGGUGCCGGUCCGAAACCUUGCAGCUGAAGACUUCCAGAGAUGUAGGCCCCCUGACCUGUGCCUGGCUGAGCAUUACAGAGUGCCUCUCCCUGUGGAUUUGAAGAUCCCCACGGAGAGCCUCUCCCCCUGGAAAGGAGGGGAGACUGAAGGGCUGCAGCGCCUGGAGCAGCACUUGAUGAACCAGGGCUGGGUGGCAAGUUUCACUAAGCCACGAACGAUUCCAAAUUCCCUUCUUCCAAGCACCACAGGCCUGAGCCCAUAUUUCAGUUUGGGCUGUCUGUCGGUUCGCACCUUUUUUUAUAGGUUGUCAAACAUUUAUGCUCAGUCCAAACAUCAUUCUCUGCCUCCGGUGUCACUCCAAGGACAGCUUCUGUGGAGGGAAUUCUUCUACACGGUGGCAUCAGCAACACCAAACUUCACCAAAAUGGUUGGGAACCCCAUUUGCCUUCAGAUCAACUGGUAUGAGGAUGCAGAGAGGCUCCACAGAUGGAAAACGGCUCAGACGGGGUUUCCAUGGAUUGACGCAAUUAUGACCCAGCUGCGCCAGGAAGGCUGGAUUCACCACCUUGCUCGGCAUGCUGCUGCCUGCUUCCUGACCCGAGGGGACCUGUGGAUCAGCUGGGAAGAGGGCAUGAAGGUGUUUGAAGAGAUGCUUUUAGAUGCUGACUACAGCAUCAAUGCGGGGAACUGGAUGUGGCUGUCGGCCAGCGCGUUCUUCCACCAGUACAGGCGCAUCUUCUGUCCCGUGCGGUUUGGGAAGCGCACGGACCCGCAGGGGCACUACAUCCGGAAGUACCUGCCUAUACUAAAGAAGUUUCCUUCCAAAUACAUUUAUGAACCCUGGACAGCCUCUGAAGAGGAGCAGAAGGAAGCAGGAUGUAUCAUAGGUCAAGAUUACCCCUUCCCAAUGGUGAACCACAAGGAAGUCAGCGAUCACAACCUGCUGCUGAUGAAACAGGUCAGAGAGGAGCAGUACAGAACAGCCCAACUCACGAGAGAUGAUGCAGACGAUCCAAUGGAAAUGAAGAUGAAGCGUGACCACUCUGAAGAAAAUGUAAAGAAAGGAAAAGUGGCCAGGACCACAGAACAAACCUAGAUCCUGUCGGGGGAUUGUACUCUGGGAACAAAAAGUGGCAACUGGG
Messenger RNA from Tinamus guttatus (white-throated tinamou), 1636 nucleotides. RefSeq names its product cryptochrome-1. NCBI's taxonomy places the organism in Eukaryota, Metazoa, Chordata, Aves, Tinamiformes, Tinamidae. Gene Ontology annotation, cellular component: nucleus; cytoplasm. The record is from RefSeq and is a predicted model, not a curated record. Gene Ontology annotation, molecular function: DNA binding; FAD binding. Gene Ontology annotation, biological process: circadian regulation of gene expression; entrainment of circadian clock by photoperiod; negative regulation of DNA-templated transcription.